Linum trigynum is the source of this 2467-nucleotide messenger RNA. The record is from the annotation of a GenBank genome assembly. Lineage: Eukaryota; Viridiplantae; Streptophyta; Magnoliopsida; Malpighiales; Linaceae.
UUGUGCCAUGUGAUUUGAAACGAUACGAUACGACACAAAUCAGGGAGCGGUUAGCGUGACUACCCUUUCAAGGGGGUUUGAUUUUUAACACCCCUCUUAGAUACCAUCCAUCUAAUCCAAUGGUAAGUAUUAAUCACCUGUUUUUUAUACAUUAAUUACAUAAUUAAUUUCUCUCACCACAUUGGAGAAGAGAAAGAAUAUGGGGAAAAACGAUUAUCACCCCCAAUUCGAAACCCUUUUCUUCUCCCCUUUUUUUCUCUCCCUUUCGUUUCCUCCUCUCUCCCUCGAUUCCCUCUUCCCCUGCUCGCCGUCGUUGCUUCUUCACCGUCACAGUCCAUAUCUACCUCCGGCUCUGUCCCGCAUCCUCCAUCGUGGCUAUGUCUUAGAUCGUGACUGUCGCUGUUCUCCGAGCAACGCCAAGCUUGUCGUAACUCUCCAUCUCCUUCCACAAGCUUGGCACUGUGAAGGGAUCGACGGAGAAGACAAUGAUCAUCCUCACCUUCCCGACAAAGAUGACGACCCGUCUCCCCUUCCUACACUGGCCAUCCUUCCCUUCCCGGCGACGACGACGACGAAGAAUCUGAGUCAGAGCAGUGAGUUCCUCGAGAAGUUGUGGAGCGGCGUCGGAUGCACGCUAGGAAAGACAAAUCGCACGGAGCAGGGAGUAGAGCACGUUCCGGACUACAAGCGAGAGCGAUUAGGGAGCUUGCAAAAUGGAGCAAUGACAAUGAAGAUAUUUAUGGUCCAACAACUCUUAAUGUCGAGUUUCAACGAAAUUUAAAGAGGCUUGAGGUGGAAAAAUAUAUUGUAUUCAUUUGGUUAAUCAAAUUGAUGAAGAAUUUAAUGGAUGCAUAUUUUGGGAACUUUAAUGGUAUUUGGUGCUCUAUUUUCACAUUAGUAGUAUCCUUCCCCCAAUUCUUAUAGUUUAGUGGCGUGUAGUGUAUUUCUCUCAUACAAAAUACAAAUGAAGUGGUACAUUAGAAGUGGCAAAUACGAGUUGGAGUGAGAACAAUACCAGUGCAAUGAUAUUUUUCAUAACAAUGAUAAACAAUAACGGAGCAACAAUGCAGUACCACUUCAAUGAUACAAAUACCAGUAAAUUCCCUCAGGUCAUACUCUCUGUGGUACAUGUAUCAUUUUAGUGAUACAUGUAUCAGUUCAGUGGUAUAUGUAUAAAUUCAGUGGUACAAGUACAUUAUAUCUAAUGUUGCAAUGGUAACGUUUGAACAUCGAUAUUUCAUCUAGAAAUUUGUCCCUCAACAAUUUUAAAACAAGUUUACAAACUUCAAUAUUGGUCCCGGAACAAUGUAUCACUAGACUGGUACAUAAAAACACAACAUUAAGGGUAAGCACUGUUACUCUUGUCAUGUCACUGAUAUAUGUUCAUUCAAACAAAUAUACUAGUUUACGACCGUAUUGACAACACCUAAUGCAAAGCAACUAGGUUGUUUACGCAGCUUCAAUAACCAGUGGUGUCCGUAUGGACCUUUUCAGGGGAAAAAUACCAUUGCAGUGGCAUUGUAUCACUUCAAUGAUACAAAAUACCAGUGCACUGGUAUAAUGUCGGGCGGGAGAAGUCGACGAGACAUGAAUACAGAUCCUUACUGAGAUUGUUUUGGUGUUCCUCGGCGUCUCUAAUGGGCUCCACUUUUACGACAACGCCACCAUCUUCCAUAUGCUCGACGUUAAUGAUUUCGGGCCGCGUGAAGUGAUGAAGUCGAUUUACACGUACCACUCCACUAGUACACGUACCACUCCACUGGUACACAUACCACUCCACUGGUGCGAGCAAUCCACCAGGUAGGUCAGAGGCGAUCCCAGGAUGGCGGCGGCUGGAGAUAGGAGGAUGGUGGUGGGGGAAGGCGCUAGAGGAGUACGACGGUUGGAGGGAUGGAGGCAACACAUGUGGAAGGCUUGGAUGAAGAGGGCGGAGAGGGGUGAUGGCGGUGGCAGUUGCGGGAGGAAGAGGAAGAUGAAAAGGGGGGAGGGUUUUGGUCGUUUCAGAGUAGAGGAGGGUUCUUAUUAAAAUGAAAUCAAAAUGGAAAGGGGGCCCAAAUGGAGAGAGAAGGAGACGAAAGGAAGAAAAAAAAAUGGCAAUUAAUUGCACAUUUGGGGGAUGCUUUUUUCUGAUUCCCCAAAUUCUUUCCCUUUCCAAUGUGGGUGAGAGAACCCAAAUUACAAGAUUAAAAAAAAAUAAAAAACCAGUUUAAUUAAUACUUGCCAAUGAUUGGAAAUAAAAUUGGCCAAUCAUAAAGGGGGUGUCAAAAAGCCAACCCUUUUAAGGGUAGGCAUACUAUCCGACCCCCACAAAUCAAGACUAGAGAUUCGAACCAAACCCCAUAUAUCUUCGAUAUGAUUUAAGAUAGGGUGCAUAACCUAAGGGUGCAUAAUUAUGAGUAACCAAAUCUGAACCCUUCUUUUAAGUGACUGCAAAUCUAAGGGUGGAGAAUAAAGAAUUUAUUUUGCC